AUGCAUUCUAUCUCUACUUUGAGCGAUGGUGUAAGAGUCCGAGUACCAGAUGUGAUUGGUAAGUACAGGGUCGUACGUACCAUUGGUAAAGGAGGAUUCGCCGUUGUUGUUUUAGGUGUCAAUCCAAAAACCCAAAAACAAGUGGCAAUAAAAAUUAUUUCCCGUGAAGAAGUGACUAAACGCAAUCUUAUGCAGUAUCUUGAGAAUGAACUACGUCUUAGUACUCGCUUCGAUCAUCCUAAUGUUUGUAAGGUUCUUGAUGUUAUCUACGAAGAAGACAUAAUCAUGGUAGUUAUGGAAUAUUUCAAGAAUGGUGAUCUUCAAUCAAUGCUCUCUAAUGGAGUUAACUUUACAUAUGAGCAGAAAUGCAAAAUAUCUUUUGACAUCUUACAAGGCAUUAAUUAUUUACACAAGCGUGAUAUUUCACAUCGCGAUAUUAAGCCAGAAAAUGUCUUAUUAGAUGAUGAUUUUACUCCAAAGUUGAUCGAUUUUGGACUUGCCAAAGAAAACGGUACUUCUCUUCAUACAUACUGUGGAACUCCAUUUUAUAUGGCUCCUGAGGUAAUUAUUUCUGAUACUUACGAUGGAAUCAAAGCUGACAUUUGGGCAUUCGGUGUGACAGUUCACGUACUCUCAACCGGAAAGUUCCCAUGGUAUGUAAAGAAUGAUGUUCAGCUUAUCCGUGAGCUCCAAGCUAAUAAGCUUGAGUUGAUUAUAGAACCUACAGGCGUACUCGGAACCUUAAUUUCUAAGUGCCUUGUAUUUGACUCAAAGAAGAGAUCAUCAAGCUCAGAUCUAUUGACAUUACUUGAAAACUAUGAUUACCAGCCAAUUCAAGUAAUACAUAAGUCUUUAUUCACCAAGAAGACGAGUACUGACUCAAUCCUUCCACACCUUUCAAAUAUCCCUAAGAAUAAUAGCAAUCUUCCAAAGAAAUACCACUCACAAGAGAAAGGAUUUUGGAAAAUCAAAUUUCAAUGCGGACGAUUAUCAAAUUUACAAUAA
Trichomonas vaginalis G3 is the source of this 1005-nucleotide messenger RNA. Its product is annotated as protein serine/threonine kinase protein. Gene Ontology annotation, biological process: peptidyl-serine phosphorylation; autophagy. Lineage: Eukaryota; Parabasalia; Trichomonadida; Trichomonadidae. The transcript has a single exon. Gene Ontology annotation, molecular function: ATP binding; protein serine/threonine kinase activity. Gene Ontology annotation, cellular component: cytoplasm. The coding region runs from base 1 to 1005 and encodes 334 amino acids. The record is from RefSeq and is a predicted model, not a curated record.